Cooperia oncophora is the source of this 384-nucleotide messenger RNA. Lineage: Eukaryota; Metazoa; Nematoda; Chromadorea; Rhabditida; Trichostrongylidae. The record is from the annotation of a GenBank genome assembly.
AUGCUAACGCACAGCGACAAGCAGGCCGUAAGAGACCCGAAAGCGUACAGGCAAGAAGAGUCCGCAACAGAAUUAUCACGGAACUGUAUUGACACAGUAUUCGACGUUGGUGGUCAACGAUCAGAGAGACGAAAAUGGAUUCACUGUUUUGACAAUGUAGAGUCAAUCAUAUUUAUUACGGCUAUCAGCGAAUAUGAUCAAGUGCUCUUCGAAGACGAGACGACGAAUCGUAUGAUCGAAUCGAUGCAGUUGUUCAACUCGAUUUGCAACAGCACGUGGUUCCUUUCUACAGCUAUGAUUCUAUUCUUGAACAAAAAGGAUCUUUUUAUGGAGAAAAUUAAAAGAGUCAACAUCACCACUGCGUUCCCAGAUUACGAAGGUUAG